Molecule: messenger RNA, 210 nt
Organism: Cladophialophora psammophila CBS 110553
Lineage: Eukaryota; Fungi; Ascomycota; Eurotiomycetes; Chaetothyriales; Herpotrichiellaceae
Exons: 1
Source: RefSeq, a predicted model, not a curated record
GUCGCACUGUCGGCUGUCUUCGUGGCCCUGGACGCAGCAGGAGAUGAACACCAUACCCCAGUUGCCGUGCUUAGAGCAGUCAAUGGCCUGAUCACCGCUGUUCUUUCCAUCACCAAAGGUCAGGGGUUGCCAGCAGGUUUCUACCAGCAUGCCAGCGGGCUGAGAAAGGUGAUUAUGGAGAUUGAGAGACUGGAGAGAACAAUCGAGUCU